Molecule: messenger RNA, 1445 nt
Organism: Lotus japonicus
Lineage: Eukaryota; Viridiplantae; Streptophyta; Magnoliopsida; Fabales; Fabaceae
Product: 2-methoxy-6-polyprenyl-1,4-benzoquinol methylase, mitochondrial
Exons: 8
Coding region: 336-1199 (287 amino acids)
Biological process (GO): ubiquinone biosynthetic process
Cellular component (GO): mitochondrion
Molecular function (GO): methyltransferase activity
Source: RefSeq, a predicted model, not a curated record
GAGCCCUUGGGCCUUGAGACCCAUCGAAUCAAGCAGUGAGCAUGAGAGGUUUCUGGUAUGGCGGUUACCCUCGUCUACCUCGCGUGAUCUCUCUAAACUGAAACUCCGUGAUUCUACUUGCAUUCUAUCUUUUUUAGAAUCACACAUACCCUUUACUCACGAGAGUAGACGACGGUGGCUAGCAUAAUUCUGACGUCGGACCACCACCGCACCGCCCUUCGCCGCCGCGAACAACCACACCGCGCCUCGGAGCUACCAUCACAUCACACUUGACGCCAUAUUCACACAACAAAACUGAAUCGGGCGCGAGUUCUCACUAUCACAUUCAAUUAUUCAUGGCUCUGAGAACGGUGACUAGAAGGUUAGGGAAGAAACUCUUACCUUCCGCUUCCAGGCUACUACAUUCUCAUGCCACCAGUUUCGGGUUCAAACAGGUAAACGAAGACGAAAAGGCUCGCAUGGUCGGCGACGUCUUCACGAGCGUUGCUGGGAAAUACGAUCUCAUGAAUGAUCUGAUGAGUGCUGGAAUGCAUAGAUUGUGGAAGGAGAGGCUAGUUUCCAUGCUGAAUCCUUUUCCUGGAAUGAAGCAUCUUGAUGUGGCUGGUGGCACAGGGGAUGUUGCUUUUAGAAUCUUGGAGAACAUUAACAAAGUUAAGCAGAGAGGACCUCGAGAUGUUAAUGAAGAUAGUUUAGAGGCGGAAACUAAGAUAUAUGUAUGUGACAUUAAUCCUAACAUGUUGAAUGUUGGCAAACAGCGGUCCGUGGAGAUGGGUUUUGGCGAAGAUAGUUCCCUUGAAUGGGUGGAGGGAAAUGCUGAAAGCUUGAGUUUCCAAAAUGAUUCAAUGGAUGGUUACACAAUUGCGUUUGGGAUAAGAAAUGUUACGCACAUAGAGAAAGUUCUUAGUGAAGCUCAUAGGGUUUUGAAACACGGAGGAAGGUUCCUUUGCCUUGAACUAAGUCAUGUUGAUAUUCCAGUAUUUAAGGAACUGUAUGACUAUUAUUCUUUCAAAGUUAUUCCACACAUGGGAGAGCUGGUUUCCGGGGAUAGGCAGUCCUAUCAGUACUUGGUUGAGAGCAUCCGGCGUUUCCCCCCACAGGAAAAAUUUGCAUCGAUGAUUGCAGAUGCUGGGUUCCAGAAAGUAGAGUAUGAGAAUCUAGUUGGGGGAGUGGUUGCCAUCCAUUCAGGGCUCAAAAUCUGAUAUUAUAUUUACGAAUCUUAAUUGUCGAAUAAUUCACGCAUCUUUUCACAACUUUGCAUGGAAAUCAAGUAUGAUGUUGGAACUCGUGGAGAAGAGUUGAGUUUGCUAGGAUGUGAACUGUAAUUUAUGUGGUUAUAUUUUGCGUUGAAAUUCUUUUGCCGAAACUUGCCAAUUUUUCUUAGGACUUGUAAUAUUCAACUCUCAUGAGGAUAGUAGCUAUUUAUAAUUUUAUAUUUUUUCAUGAAA